AUGGCCUCUCCUUGUAAGAAUCUCGAUGUUGACGCAACAAUUACAAGCGAUCAUGUCGACGACGGACGCAAUGACCGCAUGAGCGACAUGUCAGCCGAGAUAUACCAAAACAGCGGCGCCAUACUACGAAUGCCCUUUACCGGCAGCACCAGAAGCAGUCUCGGCUGCAGCGGCAACGAAUUCAGCAUUUCCGAUUCUCGUUCGUUAGACGAGCUUCCCUCUGACGUACUCCUUAUAGUCUUCUCCUUCUUUUCCCGCGAAACCCUCGCGACCGCCGCUCUUGUUAGCCGGAAAUGGCGCCACUUGGCAAGCACUGAUUCGCUGUCGGAGGACCUGCUGCGGUCUGAAGAUCCCGAGGGAUGGCCGAUGGUGGUGUUCGCUGAAACACAGCUGAGGCUCGGCCGAGGCAGCAGCCUAGGCAGCAAAAUGCCAAACGCACCAACCCCACGGAACACCCUACACCUGCUCUGUUGCUCCUCGUGUGCCAUUGCCCCUCCCGUCCCCACACUCCUCCGUGCACCCAGCAGGCCAAAUGGCGGCGAAACCCUGGGCAGAGCCUCGGGAAAGAUGAGGUGCCAGGAGCGGCAGCAGAUGGUGCAGAGGCAGUGCGGCGGCAGCAGGAGUGCUAACGGCCUGCCGUGGAGUGCCAUCUACCGCCUGCGCGCCCAGCUGCCGCCUGCUGUCGUUGUCGACGGGGGGUCGGGGUACUGCAAGUUCGGAAUGAGCAGCGAGGCAGCGCCAUCAGGACGCAUCGCCACCUUUCUGGAGUUUGGAAACAUCGAGGCACCUUCCCUUGGCCGCCUGCGAGCCCUCUUUUCCUCCAUCUAUGCCAGCAUGCGAGCCAUUCCCGCCAACCACCCUGUAGUCGUCUCCGAACCUCUCGCCUUCCUGCCAGAGACGCAUGAGGCGCAGGAGGGCAGGCGGAACCUGAGGGAGGCGACAUGUGCCGUGCUCUUCAGUGCCCUGCGCGUGCCCUCCAUCUGCCUCGUUGACCAGGCCACCCUGGCCCUGUUUGCAGCGGGGGCAGCAUCAGGCGUGGUGGUGAACAUUGGUUUCCGCAGCACCACGAUACUGCCCAUCAUGCGCGGCCGCACUGCAUGCGACCUGCUGCCCUUCUACUGCCUGCCGCUGGGCGCCAUGCGAGUCACGGGCCACCUCAGCCAGUUACUGCACGAGGCGGGGAUUGUGUGUCAGUCCAUGUUCACUGUGCGCACCAUCAAGGAGGUCAGUGUUGUAUCAAUCGCCUUGUAUCAAUCACCUUUUGCUGCCUGCCGCUGGGUGCCAUGUUUACCGUGCGUGUGCACCAUCAAAGAGGUGCGUGGCCUGGGUAUGUUACUAAAGGCGCCUAUCUAG
Molecule: messenger RNA, 1353 nt
Organism: Closterium sp. Yama58-4
Lineage: Eukaryota; Viridiplantae; Streptophyta; Zygnematophyceae; Desmidiales; Closteriaceae
Source: the annotation of a GenBank genome assembly